CAUGACAUUUGCCAAACUUUUCUACCGAAAUUUUGUUUGUAAAGGAUCAAUUUUCAAUUUGAUUUCAAAUAUUCUAAAAUCAAACUUUUAAAUAUAAAUAAAGUGACAUAAAACUGCAAAACUCCUCAAAUUAUGAGUCAAGACUCAACAAUAAAUGGCCUAUUAACUCGUGAUGAUAUAACAAGCAUCCUAAACGAACGGCAUCUUAAAAUACCAAACAUUGAAUUUAUGGGCUAUGAAGAACUCCUUCGAAUCUAUGAAACAUUUGCACAGCCCUUGGAAAAGCGACACUCAAAACAGCGAUGUUCUGCACCGGAAAAUGUUAUUCAAGUUCAACCAUAUCCACCGGCACCCGAGCAACCGCUUGCACAUGACUUUCAUACAAAAAUAUCACUCAAUGAGGACUUUCAGAUGUCCCGGGUUGUUCCUACAAUAACCCCAUGUUCGUAUGACCUCCAUCCUACAAAAUACAUAAAACUAUCAUUCAACACUCUUCCGAGUGUUGCUAAAAAACGAUCAAAUGGCAUCACAAUAAACGCAGCUCAAGAAGCAACUCCUUCGAAAAGAAAACCCAUAACUUGGCCAUGAAGGGCGCAAUUUAAGAUUUUAUGUAAUUUAUGUAUUUUUCAAUAUGAUUUCAUUGGUGUUUUUUGUGUUUUCUUUUUAAACUCAAAAGAAAACUAUGUGCAGGAAUUAAAUUAAUUUUAGGCGUCUCUAAAAAUAAACUAGGGACUUAUUAGUUUGUUUUAAUAAAACGUAAAUAAUUGUAAUUUUAGUGGAAUCGGUUGUUCAAAAAACAAAGUAUUAAACUUACUUACAAAUUGUACACAAUCGGUUAAUUUUCUAAUGAUAAAGACACAUUUUAUACUUUA
Messenger RNA from Eupeodes corollae, 872 nucleotides. RefSeq lists its product as uncharacterized. Lineage: Eukaryota; Metazoa; Arthropoda; Insecta; Diptera; Syrphidae. The record is from RefSeq and is a predicted model, not a curated record. The transcript is spliced from 2 exons. The coding region runs from base 133 to 588 and encodes 151 amino acids.